CCGAAUACAAAACAAUUUAGAAAACAAAUCCGUGUUGAACUAUCUCCUAGCUCAUUGCUGAAUCUAUUCAUUGUCAUAAUGACAUUUAUCAAUAAAGUGACAAUUUGUGACUCUAGUUUAUUGGUCUCUGUUUGUGACAAUCACGACAUUCAAACGACAUAAAUAUAUUUUGUUAAAAACGACGAACGAUUAGACUUCUAUUUAAACCGCUCCAACUACGCAAUGAGUAUUAUAUUACAUAAAUAGUAUGUGCUAAUGUGUGAAAAAUGAGAACCCGCAGUAAUUCGGGAGUACGUUUGGACUAUUAUCAAAGAGUUGUACACAAGCUAAUUUUAGACCAUCAGCAGCCUGUAACUGGCUUAUUUCCUGCAAGUCCUCAUAAUGAUCAUGCAUGGAUCAGGGACAACUUGUACUGCAUACUCGCAGUAUGGGGCCUGUCAAUGGCAUUCAAGAAAAUUGCUGAUCAAGAUGAAGAUCGCGCUAAAACAUAUGAGUUGGAGCAGAGCUGCGUGAAACUUAUGCGAGGUCUAUUAAUGGCUAUGAUGCAGCAAAAAGAUAAAGUGGAGAAGUUCAAAACAACUCAACAUUCAUUGGAUUCUCUUCAUGCCAAAUAUUCAUCAACAACUGGCCGCACAGUUGUUAAAGACAAUGAAUGGGGACAUCUGCAGAUUGAUGCUAUCUCCCUAUAUCUCCUAAUUUUGGCUCAGAUGACUGCAUCUGGCUUGCAAAUAGUAUUUUCUCUAGAUGAAGUUGCUUUCAUUCAAAAUUUAGUAUUCUAUAUUGAGUCAGCAUAUUGUACACCUGAUUAUGGUAUUUGGGAGAGGGGGGACAAGACAAAUCAUGGACUGCCAGAGCUCAAUGCUAGCUCCAUUGGUAUGGCCAAAGCUGCUCUUGAAGCAAUGAAUGAGUUGGAUCUCUUUGGUGCCCGUGGAGGGCCUUCUAGCGUCAUUCACGUUUUAGCUGAUGAGGCUCAGAAAUGUCAAGCUGUAUUGCAAUCUAUGUUGCCAAGAGAAUCAAAUAGUAAAGAAUUAGAUUCUGGUCUUUUGUCAAUUAUCAGUUAUCCAGCCUUUGCUGUUGAUGAUCCAUUGUUGAUAGCAAGAACAAGAGAUGCAAUUGUUACUAAAUUACAAGGGAAGUUUGGAUGCAAGAGGUUCCUAAGAGAUGGUCACAAGACUCCCAGAGAAGACCCAAAUAGACUUUACUAUGAACCAUGGGAGUUAAGGAUGUUUGAGAACAUUGAGUGUGAAUGGCCUUUAUUCUUCUGCUAUCUCAUACUCGAUUACUGCUUUCAAGGUGACAAAGCAAAUGUCUCAGAGUAUAUGCAAAAGUUAGAUAAAAUAAUGAUAAGGAAGGAUGAUGGCAUCAAAUUAGUUCCUGAAUUGUAUGCAGUGCCUGCUGAUAAGGCUGAUCUAGAACAAAGUGAUCCCGGGAGUCAGGAAAGAAUACCAUUAGGCAGAUGUCCAUUUAUUUGGGCUCAGUCAUUAUAUAUAUUGGGAAAUUUAUUGCAGGAGGGAUUUUUGGCUGUAGGUGAACUAGACCCUCUGAAUAGACGAUUAUGUUCAGAAAAGAAACCUGAUGUUGUUGUGCAAAUUGUAAUACUAGCAGAGGAUAAUGAAAUUAGGGACAAACUGCUAGAAUAUGAUCUUCAUGUCCAAACUAUUAAUGAUGUAGCCCCCAUUGAGGUGCAGCCAGCUAGAGUUUUGAGUCAUCUUUACACAUAUUUAGGUAGAAACAAAAAACUUGGUCUAUCUGGAAGAAAGUCACGUGACGUUGGUAUCCUCAGCACUAGCAAAUUAUAUUCACUAAAUGAACGCAUAUUUGCAUUCACUCCACAGAACUUCGACUAUGAGGAGUACUACAUGUCGCGCGACCCGGCGCUACUCGCAAGCACUUUCAUGGCAAACGUCGCGUUCCUCGGCAUGAGCUGGAAGCACAUGCUAGGACGCCCGACUAUCACCUUACUAGCCACACAGUAUUUGAUGGACCAAGGCAAAAUACCAAUGGCGAUGAUAACUACAAUGAAGAAACUCAAAUCGGGCUACAUUAACGGCACUCGAGUGACUCUCGGCAAUCUCGGUGAAUUUUUAAACACGUCAGCUAUCACCAACUUGAGUUUCUUGGGCAGUCAAGAGGAUGGUUAUCCUGAUAAGCUGAACCCGCAGGUGCAGAGCUACCUGGAGGAGCACGUGGUGAAGUCGCUGUGGCACAAGCCGAGCGUGCUGGCGCGCGCGCCCGGCGCCCGCCACGCGCGCGCGCUGCGCCGGCGCAUGUCGGUGCGCGGCGCCAUCAAGAAGACCCGCUCCAUCAACGUCGACUCGGAAACUUUGGGUAUGGAAGGUGAAUAUGUGGGGCCGUUAUUGGAACGCAAACCAUCUUGGUUGGAGGUAGAACCGAUGUUCGGCCGCAGUCCUUCGCCUGAGGAAGCUCGUAAAAAGGUCGUUACUAAAGGUACUUCGACUACGAAUUUAGGUGUUACACCACCAACGAUCGAAGUUACUAAAGAGCAAAGCCCGUCGCCGCCUAGAGAAGAGGUGGUAAACAAAACGCCGCCGUCGGUGAUUCGCAACCGGACCACGUCUGAAUCACAAAACCUGCUGUACGCUGAGCAAGAGACGGACGAGCUGCUCGCCAUGCUCAGGGAGACGGAGAGUCUCGACGAACAGGGAGACAUACUGCAGUACCUCGUGGACACGCACGGGCUCGACUUUAACACCGAUAUAAUAGAAAACGGGAAAGCUGUCACUGUUAAGGAUCUUCUCAAGGCCCUUUACGAGAAGGCGUGCACACAAAAGCUCUGGGGUCUGGUUCGACAUACCGCGGGCAUGCUGGGCAAGAGAGUCGAGGACCUCGCCAAGGCAGUCACCGACCUGCUAGUACGGCAGAAGCAGAUCACAGUGGGAAUGCCGCCUAACAACGAGCAUACUAUCACCGCGCCGUUGCCUGAAAAUGAGUUGAGGCAGUUAAUUCACUUGGCGUACGGGGACGAUGAAAGCACAGCCAUGUUGACACAAGAGCUACUGGUUUAUUUAGCCAUGUUUAUACGCACGGAACCGCAGCUGUUCCUGGAAAUGUUGAGGCUCAGAGUCGGACUAAUUAUUCAGGUGAUGGCUACAGAAUUGUCAAGAACCUUGUCCUGUGAUGGUGAAGAGGCUUCGGAACAUUUGCUCAACCUGUCACCCUUCGAAAUGAAAAACUUACUGUAUCACAUCUUGAGCGGAAAAGAGUUUGCUAUCAAUAGUGCAAAUUCUCUGUCUGUUAUAAAGGGAAAAAUCGAUAGAAAUAAAGUUGGCCGCGGCAACUUCUCGAUAGUGAGCAAUAAAUCGAACCGUUAUGGAAAGAAAUCUCAAAUUGUAUUAGAAGGUCAAUCACUACAAGGCGGCAUAGAUGACUCGCCCAAUACGGAGCCAGAUCGGCAAGGACAGUGGUUACGCAGACGUCGGUUGGACGGGGCGCUUAACCGCGUACCGCGGGACUUCUAUCCUCGGGUUUGGGGUGUGUUGGAGAAGUGUCAAGGUUUAGUAAUUCAAGGUAAACUUCUUCAACCGAAUUUGACACAAGAGAUGACAUCCGGUGAAUUGAAAUUCGCCCUUGCUGUUGAAACCGUACUGAACUCCAUACCCCAGCCAGAAUAUAGGCAGUUGGUAGUCGAAGCUCUAAUGGUGUUGACCUUGGUUGUUGAAUAUAAGGCGGUUUCCCAUUUGGGUGGCACUAUAGGCGUCGAACAAUUAGUACACAAGGCGAACCAGAUAUUUUUAGAAGACCAGAUGCGGUGCAACGGCGACGCAACGCUCUGCUGCGCGAAGCUCGAGCGGUCGGCGGGUGCGGUGGGCGGAGCGGGCGGAGCGGGCGGGACGCCGGGCGGCGCGCUGGUGUGCGGCGGCGCGGCCGGCGUGUGCCAGCACCUGUACGACAGCGCGCCCAGCGGCAGCUACGGCACCAUGACGUACCUGGCGCGCGCCGUGGCCGCGCUGCUGGCCGACCGCCUGCCCACCGACCAGCCCAUCGAGUGCGCCAUCACCUAACCGACAACGUUCUACAAACGUCUACGACCUACUCUGCUGCGAGCGUCCUGGUUGCUACGUGUUGUUCGUUAUUCCCUCUCCAGUAACUGUCCCCAUACAUGUAACAGUAGCUUGUAGUCAUUCUCUUCAUCGUGUCGGUCAAAGCGGAUCAAGCUGCUAACUAGUUAAAAAUGUCAAUAGUAACAUUAUUUUAAUCAAGUAAAUGCCUGUUUCAUCGCUCGCCAUACUCAUUAUUACAGUAUGCCAUAUCAAAUUGUUAUGAAAAUUAUUUCAGUUCUAAUCAAUCUAAACCUAAAGCCGCACUAAGGUUGUAUGUAGCAGGCGAUUAUAUUUCGCAUUCUCAAAACCAUUAUGCGUUCACGCAUUACGGUUAAAAACUGCCCCCAACAAACCAAAAAAGUGAUGGCGGUAAGCGCUAUAUACGAGUGCGCCUAAGUUUCAGACGAAUAAACUAGUUGCACUGUCGCGGGAAUAAAUCGCCAAAGCGUUUGCUUAUAUCGAUAUAUUGGAAUUGCAAAA
Messenger RNA from Manduca sexta (tobacco hornworm), 4541 nucleotides. Its product is annotated as probable phosphorylase b kinase regulatory subunit alpha. The transcript is spliced from 18 exons. Gene Ontology annotation, biological process: glycogen metabolic process. The record is from RefSeq and is a predicted model, not a curated record. Gene Ontology annotation, cellular component: phosphorylase kinase complex. Gene Ontology annotation, molecular function: calmodulin binding. The coding region runs from base 267 to 4022 and encodes 1251 amino acids. NCBI's taxonomy places the organism in Eukaryota, Metazoa, Arthropoda, Insecta, Lepidoptera, Sphingidae.